AUGAAGAACCCGCGAGAGCUCGCAGAUCGCUCAAAGUACUGCCGAUUUCAUCGACAGCACGGGCAUGACACGGAGCAGUGUUACGAGCUGAAAAGACAAAUCGAGGAGCUCAUCCUCAGAGGCCAUCUCGGCCAGUACCUCCGGCCGAGCAAAGAGCAGUCUCCUCGUCCGGAGGGCCCCGUUGAGCGACACAUCGAUGUCAUAGCCGGGGGCCCCGCAUCCGGAGGAAGUUCUAUGUCGGGCAGGAAGGCCUACGCCCGGGCCGCCCCCGAUGAAGCCUCGGGACGUGAGCCUGAGCCCGAGAUCACCUUCCCAACCGGAGUCGCUGAGCGACCCCACCACGACGACGCCCUGGUAAUAUCGGCCAGGGUAGCCAACGCGCAAGUAAAAAGAAUCAUGGUCGACACGGGGAGCUCGGCCGACAUACUCUACUUUGGCGCCUUCUAG
Musa acuminata subsp. malaccensis (wild Malaysian banana) is the source of this 447-nucleotide messenger RNA. Lineage: Eukaryota; Viridiplantae; Streptophyta; Magnoliopsida; Zingiberales; Musaceae. The record is from RefSeq and is a predicted model, not a curated record.